CUGAAAGUAGCUUAUGCAAAGAGCGAUUCCAUAAAGGGGCAUCUAUCUCCUGAAUUAUAGGCUGGUUACCAUAAGACCCAUUAUAGAUGAGCAGAUACGCGAUGGGCAAUACGUUAUAUAUUAUUCAUGAUAUUAAUAUCAUUUCAUCUGUAGUUCUCCUCCAACUUUAGAUUAAUAAUAAUUCAAUCUUGUCGGUAUUGGGAAAGGGGGGAGGGGGAAUUGGGGCAUCGCAUGCAAAGAAUUGCACUAGCCACAUUGUGGCGAGAGCUUUUACCCUGGACCCUGGCAGAUCUAGAGAGUUACCACCUGGCACCUGGGGCAGUAGGUACAUGGUACCUAAUGUAUGUACCGAAGUACUAAGUACCAUCUCAAUUUUUGAGCUCUUUGGAAUCAGCUGUGAACGUCUCAACUUCAAACUCACUUGUCGCUAACCGAAAUUUUUAGACGUGGGGAUUAAAGGAUAGGGCUAGAAUGAGGGCUUGAGGUAAAUAUUUGCCUUGCAAAAAAAAGUCGCCCCUAUGAGGUUCGCGGACAUCGUUAUCGACUUGGCCGCUGUCGUCCAAGCAUCCCGGUCUGUUGCAUCGAGACAUCUAGAGCUCCGAGCUCAACAGAUCAACCGCUAUGGCCAAACCUCAAGUAUUAUUCGGUCUUUAAGGCGGAAACAGCAGCGUGCCUAUCCUGCUCAUCCGGAAACUUCCAAUGUUACUGAUACUUCUGCUGGCGGCCAAGAGCAAUCUCGUGGUAUAACCACUCAACCCGAUUCAACUGUAAUUCAAGCCGAAAACUUAGAGCCUCAUGUGAAGGAUUCUCCAUCCAGUAGCAUACAAAGGAAGGUUGAAGAUACUAGAGCCUCGCCCUCUGAACAGAAAGAUGGCUACAGAAAUCUUUUUCGACGCAGUUCUCCGAGUGACGUGGCGCCCACACAGCAACCGGUAAUCCAGUCAGAUCAAAGUGCAAUUCUAGCCCGACUAAGGGAAAAUGCAGAGGAGGCUCCCAAAGUCGUCAAGGUCGAAUCAUAUCCGACUAUUCAGCCUCACUUAGCAAAGCAGGAUUCCAGCCCGAGCACGGUGGCUAAGGAGGACAUUCCUCCAGAUGUGAAUAUAAACGUAUUUCACACAAGCCGAGGCUCGCAGAUAAUAGAGGGGCAAAAAGAUAUGCUGCGUGCAAAUCGACCUCCGAUUGCUGCUGCUCCAUCUCCUGGAUGGUUCAAGGAUUACGGCCACGGACGGGCGAAACCCCGCAAAGAGGAGACCCAGGAAUCGCCUCCUAUUGCUGAGAAUUCGGCUUCACAAGCGGAUCCGGCGGCGAAUGAGAAGACGACACAUAGGGAAGCCAACAACGAUACCCCAUUUGCUAAAGAAGAAGCUAUAACCCGGAAGGUCGAGAAGGAACACACUCAGAUGGUCGAUGAAAUUCUAUCCAGAGAAAAAAUAGAGACAUCACCGGAAGCAACCGCCGAAGCAGAAGCCAUGUUCAACGACGGGUCGGCAAGACCGGCCUACGUCCUCCGGGAGUCUAAAGUGCCAUCUACCCGCUUGGGCCGAUUAUGGAACUACGGGGGACUAGCCGCCGGGAUGCUAGGCGGCGCUAUCACCGAAGGGCUUAGCAGAAGCAUGGGCGGCGGCGGCAAGGGCUCAGUCUUAUUAAGCGCUGGGAACAUGGAGCGACUCGUUGCUAAGCUUUCCCGCAUGAGAGGUGCCGCCUUGAAGAUGGGCCAGAUGAUGAGUUUCCAGGAUACCAAGAUGCUUCCUGGUCCCAUACAGGAGGUUCUCCAGAGAGUCCAAGAUCGAGCCGAUUACAUGCCCGCGUGGCAGCGUGACCGCGUACUCACGGCAAACCUCGGACCUGAAUGGCGAGAGCUAUUCGACGAAUUCGAAGACAAGCCCAUAGCUGCCGCGUCAAUCGGCCAAGUGCACCGCGCUACGCUCAAGUCUACAGGAGAAAGGGUGGCUGUUAAGAUCCAAUUCCCAGGCGUUGCCGAUUCGAUCAACUCCGACCUAGAUAACAUCUCCAUGCUCCUUACCGCCUCUAAAAUGUUACCGAAGGGAUUGUAUCUCAAUAAGACGAUAGAUAAUGCCCGGACAGAACUAGGUUGGGAAUGCGACUACGAGCGAGAGGCUCAAUGUGGGCAACGGUACCGGGAACUUCUAGCCGACGAAUCGGACGUCUUCGUUGUGCCCAAGAUCUAUACAGAAGCCUCGGGAAAGCAUGUAUUGACGAUGGAGUUUAUGGAGGGAGUGGGCGUGACGCGGAACAAGAAUUUUACGCAAGAACAGAGAGACUGGAUAGGCACAAACCUUCUACGGCUCUGUCUACGCGAGAUCACCGAGUUCCGCUUCAUGCAGACGGACCCUAAUUGGACUAACUUCCUAUAUAACGCCAAUACUCAAAAACUCGAGCUUCUCGACUUCGGUGCCUCACGCGAGUUCCCCGAGAAAUUCGUCGCCCAGUAUGUCGGCCUGCUCGCAGCCGCCGCACGCUCCGACCGCCGUACUGUCAUCGAGCUAUCCCGCAGCCUCGGAUAUCUGACGGGCCACGAGAGCAAGACCAUGCUCGAUGCGCACGUAACCUCGAUCUUAACACUGGCCGAACCGUUCCUAGACUCGGCGCCUCAGGUCUACGACUUCAGCGACCAGACCAUCACAGAGCGUGUCAAGGCGCUUAUCCCCACCAUGAUCCGUGAGCGUCUAAGCCCCCCUCCGGAAGAAACAUACAGCCUACACCGUAAACUCAGCGGCGCUUUCCUCCUCUGCGCCAAGUUAGGUGCUCGCGUACGGUGUCGCGAACUGUUCGAACAGGCGUUGAAGAAGAUGGACGCGAAUAGCGUUGUAUAAUAGAAGAAGAAAUAAAUGACCACUCACCUCUGUAUAUAGAAUCUAGUAAGGUUAAAAACGACAUGGAGCGGGAGACAAUGGAGUAAUACGGGAGUGGGUAGAAUUAGGGGGGGAAAUGGUAUCAUUUUGUUUGUACCUAGGUUAUGUCAUAACAUCUAUC
Messenger RNA from Daldinia caldariorum, 2994 nucleotides. RefSeq names its product ABC1-domain-containing protein. The transcript has a single exon. Gene Ontology annotation, biological process: ubiquinone biosynthetic process. The record is from RefSeq and is a predicted model, not a curated record. NCBI's taxonomy places the organism in Eukaryota, Fungi, Ascomycota, Sordariomycetes, Xylariales, Hypoxylaceae. Gene Ontology annotation, cellular component: extrinsic component of mitochondrial inner membrane. Gene Ontology annotation, molecular function: kinase activity. Bases 519 to 2834 code for a protein of 771 amino acids.